This is a messenger RNA of Didymodactylos carnosus, 828 nucleotides long. The record is from the annotation of a GenBank genome assembly. NCBI's taxonomy places the organism in Eukaryota, Metazoa, Rotifera, Eurotatoria, Philodinida, Philodinidae.
AUGUUACCUUGUAAAAUAUCGAUAUUAAUUUUAUGUUUUCUUCUAUUUUUUAAACACGUCGAUAAUUCGUGUAAUCAACAAUCGAUAGUCGCUAGUGAAAAAGUUGUAUAUGUAAAUUUAAAAAAUGAUCUCAAUAAUUUAAUUAAUACAUUUAAACAUAAAUUGGUUGCUAAGUUUGCAUCAAUAGAUAAUACAACGAUUACACCCUUGUUAAAUACAUUUACGUUAAUGGAGAACGAUCUUAAGAAUAUUACCAAUUUAUCAUCAUGUCUUGUGAAACAGCAAAAAUUACUUCCACAAGCAGUUAAGACUGUAACACAAGUGCGUACAAAUAUUGACGAAACAAAAAUAGAUCCUGAAUUAUCAAAUAUAACAACAAUUGCAAAUGAUACAAUUAUUUUUAUCGACACAUUCUUAUUUAACUAUACAGAUAAUAAUAAUUUAACUACUAAAAGUUUGGUGGAUUCUAUACAUACUGUAAGAAGUAAUAUUAAUAAUAUAUUAACCCAAUCACUAAAAACUGUUGGUCAAUUGAGAAAUAUUGUGAAGAAAGACUUUGGCUUCAUAUUCAAUAUGUUCAGCGAUAUAAUAUCUUGUAUUUUUAGUAUUAAUAAUAAUAAAUUACAAAUUUACGAAACACUUUUAACAUCGACUCAAGAAGCAAAUGGCCUUUUAUCAAGUCUUGAUGGUCAAAUUAGUUCAACAUUAGGCGUUUUACAAGAUUAUUCAAUUAGUUUUGGACAAGAAGCUCUUGAUGCAGUAGAUAAGACACUAUUUAAAGCUGUUAAUCAACUUAUUCAACGUAUUGACACAUUGCUUCUCAUUUGA